This is a messenger RNA of Oryza sativa Japonica Group (Japanese rice), 2990 nucleotides long. Its product is annotated as serine/threonine-protein kinase D6PKL1. Gene Ontology annotation, biological process: protein phosphorylation. Gene Ontology annotation, cellular component: nucleus; cytoplasm; plasma membrane. Gene Ontology annotation, molecular function: protein serine/threonine kinase activity; ATP binding. The record is from RefSeq and is a predicted model, not a curated record. Lineage: Eukaryota; Viridiplantae; Streptophyta; Magnoliopsida; Poales; Poaceae.
CGCCUUUCGCUUUUGCUUUUCCCUUCUCCACUCGACCACACCACGCCACUCCUCCCCUCCUCAUCGCGAGAGAGAAGAGAAGAGAGGCGAGACGCGAGGCACGAGAGUGCGUGUGGGUGCGGAGUUACUCGAGGAGUGGUAGUACCAGCAGGCAGCAGCAGUAACACUGGUUGGCGGUGGCCACUGGCGGCGAGCGAGGCAGUGGAGAAGAACCAAGAACCCCGAGUUCUCCCUAGGGAUCUCCCCCUUCCCUGCAUUCGAGGGUGGAGUUUGUCCUACUUCAGAGGGAGUCUCAGUCGCUACGCUUGGUGCCCAAUAAUUAGCCUGGAAGCAGGUGAAGUGCUCUCCGCCUCUCCGUGCUGAAAUCUGAUUCUCUGGUCUCCAGGAAUCCUGUUGGUAGGGCAGUUCAGUAGGAGAUAAUUGCUUGCAGAUUUGCCUUGUUUGGUUGAACUGGGAAGAGGGGGUCAAUUAGUGGCUGUGCACUUGUUAUGCUAAAAUUGAAUGGAGAUAGUAGAUAAGAUUGCUGAGCCCAAAGAACCUUUGAUGGUCACUGGUAGGAAGGUGCAGAGCUUGGAGGCACCAAUACCGAUAAAGGCGUCAUGGAAAGGGAAGAGCUCCCAGCAGCAGCAGCAGCAGCAGCAGGAUGAGAAGGAUUUUCCAGCUGAUGGUGAGGAGAGUUUUCUGAGCCUGGAUUCCUCAGACGAAGGUGGCCGGAGUUCUUUCUCAGGGGCCAGUCACCCCCUGGAACCAAUUGAUAUGGAUCUUAUGAAGACGGUCUAUGUCGCAAUUGAUGAGGAGAAAUCCGAGCAACCGGUGUGUUUAGUGCGAGGAGUAUCGGCGAAAGGGCCAUUCAUAGAUGACCUUUCGAUCUGUGUUACAGGCAUGAAGGCCAAUGCAGUGGUAGGUGCAGGCAGUGCUGAUGGUUUGGCUGAAGAGAUGAAGGUGCCGGGUGCUGCGGUGCCAUCAUUGGCAACGGCGCGGUCAUCGCAAGCUACAGAAGCUGUGUCCUUGCCUCCAGAUUCAGAGGAGAAGGACUGUGUCUGGGAUGCCUCGCUUCCUCCCAGCGGCAAUGUGAGCCCUCACAGUAGCAUUGACAGCAUGGGUGUAGUCACGGCGAUGAACACUAUGAGCAGCUGUACCAGCACAUAUAAAAGUGAAGCCGUAUCCAGUGAACCAGUGCCUACGAUGGAGAGGAACUGUGGGAGUGUGAAGGGCAGCGUUAGAGGUGACUCUCUAGAAAGUGCAAAAACCAGCAUGAGUCGAGCAAGUGAUAGCAGUGGUGUUAGUGAUGACAGCAGCUGGAGCAAUAUCACUGGAGGUGCUAGUAAGCCUCACAAGGGUAAUGAUCCUAGAUGGAAGGCAAUACAUGCUGUACGGACUCGAGAUGGUGUGCUUGGAAUGAGCCAUUUCAGACUGCUCAAGCGUCUAGGCUGUGGUGACAUUGGCAGUGUUUAUCUCUCAGAGUUGAGUGGGACAAGGUGCUACUUUGCAAUGAAAGUAAUGGACAAGGCUUCCUUGGCAAGUAGGAAGAAAUUGAACAGGGCACAGACUGAGAGGGAGAUUCUGCAGCUUCUGGAUCAUCCAUUCCUUCCAACUCUGUACACACAUUUUGAGACCGACAGAUUCUCGUGUUUGGUCAUGGAAUUCUGUCCAGGUGGUGAUUUGCACACGCUGCGACAGAGACAGGCAGGAAAACAUUUCUCCGAGUAUGCUGCAAGGUUUUAUGCUGCAGAAGUACUUCUAGCUCUGGAGUAUCUACACAUGUUGGGAGUUGUUUACAGGGAUCUGAAGCCAGAGAACGUUCUUGUUCGUGAUGAUGGUCACAUAAUGCUUUCAGAUUUCGACCUCUCCUUGAGAUGUGCAGUCUCGCCUACACUGAUCAGAGCAUCAGCUUUUGAUUCUGAUCCAAGAAGAGCUGGUGGUUCAUUCUGUGUACAACCUGUUUGCAUGGAACCCACUUCAGUCUGCAUUCAACCCGCAUGCUUCAUGCCCAAAUUGUUUGGUCAGAAGAGCAAGAAGAAAACUAAAAAGACAAGGUCCGAGCUGGGACCGAGUGCCACGACCAUGCCCGAACUAGUUGCUGAGCCAACAUCAGCCCGAUCAAUGUCGUUCGUUGGCACCCACGAGUAUUUGGCUCCAGAAAUCAUCAAAGGCGAAGGCCAUGGAAGCGCCGUUGAUUGGUGGACCUUCGGUAUAUUCUUGCACGAGCUUCUAUACGGCAAGACGCCGUUCAAGGGGUCAGGCAACCGUGCUACCCUCUUCAACGUGGUCGGUCAGCAGCUAAGGUUCCCAGAGUCGCCGUCGACAAGCUACGCGAGCAGAGACCUCAUCAAGGGGCUCCUGGUGAAGGAACCGCAGCACCGCCUGGGCGUGAAGAGGGGCGCCACGGAGAUCAAGCAGCACCCGUUCUUCGAGGGCGUGAACUGGGCUCUCAUCCGGUGCAGCACGCCUCCCGACGUUCCCAGGCCCGUCGAGGCCGAGCUGCCCGUGAAGUACGGCGUGGCGGAGGCGAUUGGGAGCAACAGCAAGAGGAUGGUAGGCGCGGACAUGAAGUCCGGUGGGAAAUACCUUGACUUUGAGUUCUUCUAGGGUUGUGCUGUACUUGCCUAGUGACAAGAGAAGCUGUUGGUUGCAAAACUGCUGGGGCUGGUCAGUUUGGUGUUGUGAUUCGAUGUGCUUGACCUGGUGGUGUUUGUCGCACCACGGCAGCAAAAUUAUCGGAUCUGAAAUUCUGAAUUGGCCAGAAUUAGGUUGAUAUAUGUUUGCAUGUUUGAAUUCUUCUCCCCCUGUGCUGUUUCUGUAGUGUAGUGCUAUCUAACAGUCUGGUUUGAAACAUGGGCUAACAAUUGCGUUCCAGGAAGGCCUCAACGAUGGAUAUUUCUGGAACUAGUAGCGUAUAAGCUCAGUCUGUUUAAUAGUCGCAGAUCAAAGUUCAAUGUGCAUUCUUUCUUGUGCCAUUUACCGUGGAAUUAUGGAUCGACCUUUUACUA